UCAUUGGUCUCCUCUCGGUUCAGCCUCACACCAACCAUGCUGCUCCAAGAGUCCCGACAGCUCCAAUAACAGCUCGGGCUCCGGCGCCCCUGCUCCGACCGUGCGCUCUCCUGGGUCAAGGUAGAGCCCCCGCGGGCCCCGCGCCACUCGCACCCUCUCACACCGGGCCAGAAGGGCAGCGGAAGGGGCCGCCCCACCCGCUGGGUGAGGGCUGCGGCGUCCAGAGAAGGAAACGUUGACAGCUGGAGCCUGCUGCUGGAAGGGUUUGCGCUGGGACUCGGGGACUGCCGUAGCGCUGCGCAAGACGCAAGACCCGGGCUAGCCCUCUGAAAAACAAGCAGCUGUACUACCAGGCAGUGUCUGUGAUCAACCUCAGGAAGAGACGAAGGAUGGCCAAAGAGAAGGGCCUCAUCAGCCCAGAAGACUUCGCUCAGCUGCAAAAGUACAUAGAAUACUCCAGCAAAAGGGUCAGCGAUGUACUGAAGGUCUUUGACGAUGGUGAGAUGAACAGAUUUUGCCAGGGAGAUGCCAUUGGGUACCUAGGAUUUGAACAAUUUAUGAAAAUGUAUCUGGAAGUGGAGGAGGUUCCCCAUCACCUGUGCUGGGCUCUGUUUUGGUCCUUCCACACUAGUCAAGAUGUGGCUGAGAAGACCAAGUCAAAAGCCAAUGUGAUCUGUCUCAGUGAUGUGUACUGCUACUUCACCCUCCUAGAAGGUGGCCGGCCAGAAGACAAGCUAGAGUUCACCUUCAAGCUGUACGACAUGGACAGGAAUGGGAUCCUGGACAGCACGGAAGUGGAAAAAAUCAUCCUUCAGAUGAUGCGAGUGGCCGAAUAUCUAGACUGGGAUGUGUCUGAGCUGAGACCGAUCCUUCAGGAGAUGAUGAAAGAGAUGGAUCAGGACGGCAGUGGCACUGUAUCUCUAGCCGAGUGGGUCCGGGCUGGGGCCACCACGGUGCCGCUGCUUGUGCUUCUGGGCAUGGACAUGACUAUGAAAGAUGACGGCCACCAUAUGUGGAGACCCAAGAGAUUCACCAGACUGGUCUACUGCAACCUAUGCGAACUGAGCAUUAGCCUCGGCAAACAGGGCCUGCGCUGUAACCUCUGUAAGUACAUUGUUCAUGACCACUGUGCCAUGAAGGCCCAGCCUUGUGAAGUCAGCACCUAUGCCAAGUCUCGGAAAGACAUUGGUGUCCAGUCACACGUAUGGGUUCGAGGAGGUUGUCAAUCUGGGCGUUGUGACCGCUGCCAGAAAAAGAUCCGGACCUACCACAGCCUAACAGGACUGCAUUGUGUGUGGUGCCACCUGGAGAUCCAUGAUGACUGUCUGCAGGCUGUAGGUCCUGAGUGUGACUGUGGGUUGCUCCGUGAUCAUAUCCUGCCUCCGUGUUCCAUCUACCCCAGCGUCCUGGUAUCUGGACAAGAGGGCAAACAUAAGACCACAGAUGAUACAAGCUUGUGCACCCCUGAGGCUUUUCGGAUUGAACCUGUUCCUAACACCCACCCCCUUCUAGUCUUCAUCAAUCUUAAGAGCGGAGGCAAGCAGGGGCAGAGGUGGCUCAGAUUCUUCAAAGAUGUUCCUCAGUUCCGGAUAUUGGUGUGUGGUGGAGAUGGCACAGUAGGCUGGAUUCUAGAGACCAUUGACAAAGCCAACUUUGCCACGGUGCCUCCCGUUGCUGUGCUGCCCCUGGGCACUGGAAAUGAUCUGGCUCGUUGCCUAAGAUGGGGAAGAGGUUAUGAAGGUGAGAAUUUGACAAAGAUCCUCAAGGAUAUAGAGAUAAGUAAGGUGGUAUAUCUCGACCGAUGGUUCCUGGAAGUGAUACCCCAACAAAAUGGAGAAAAGAGUGAUCCAGUUCCCUCUCAAAUCAUCAAUAACUACUUCUCCAUUGGCGUGGAUGCUUCUAUUGCUCACCGAUUCCAUCUCAUGAGGGAGAAAUACCCUGAGAAGUUCAAUAGCAGAAUGAAGAACAAGCUUUGGUACUUUGAGUUUGCCACAUCUGAGUCCAUCUUCUCAACAUGCAAAAAGCUGGAAGAGUCUGUGACCGUUGAGAUAUGUGGGAAGCUGCUGGAUCUGAGCAACCUAUCCCUAGAAGGCAUUGCGGUAUUGAAUAUCCCGAGCAUGCAUGGUGGCUCCAACCUCUGGGGUGACACCAAGAGACCUCACGGGGAUACGUGUGAGAUCAACCAGGCAUUGGGCAGCACGGCCAAAAUAAUCACAGACCCUGAUAUCCUGAAGACCUGUGUGCCAGACAUGAGUGACAAGCGGCUGGAAGUGGUAGGAAUAGAGGGUGCGAUUGAGAUGGGCCAGAUCUAUACCAGGCUCAAGAGUGCUGGACACCGGCUGGCCAAGUGCUCUGAGAUCACAUUCCAGACCACAAAAACCCUCCCCAUGCAAAUUGACGGGGAGCCCUGGAUGCAGGCACCCUGUACAAUCAAGAUCACCCAUAAGAACCAGAUGCCCAUGCUUAUGGGUCCACCCCCCAACUCCUACAAUUUCUUUGGCUUUUGGAGCUGAAGAUGCUCUCUGUCUUGAGCCUACCUCCCGGUUCCUGAAGAUUUCCUACUGUCUAGAUGCUGCCACACCUUCCUGUCAGCCCAGAGGGAUGUUCCAUCACCUUUGCAGUAUUUAUUAUCCUCUGCCACCUCCCUGCUCCCAGACAGACCUCCUUACACAACCAGCAACGCAACGCGGAACACUGAAAAUGCCUCAUCUAAUAAAGCGACUUUCUCCAUUACCCUCACCCCUCUACAGACAGAUUUAAAAGCAGACAGAAUAAAUAAAUGAACAACAACAAAAGCCCCACCGCAAGGUUCUGAGAAUUUAUUUCACAUAUCGGUAGUCUCGAAGGGAAGACUGCAGAAAACACAGGAGCUGCUGUCAACCCCAGGAAAUCCACAGCGCCUUGAGAAUGAUCAGACCUGCU
Mus pahari (shrew mouse) is the source of this 2922-nucleotide messenger RNA. RefSeq names its product diacylglycerol kinase alpha (gene Dgka). The record is from RefSeq and is a predicted model, not a curated record. Gene Ontology annotation, biological process: intracellular signal transduction; diacylglycerol metabolic process; lipid phosphorylation. Bases 390 to 2513 code for a protein of 707 amino acids. Gene Ontology annotation, molecular function: ATP-dependent diacylglycerol kinase activity; calcium ion binding. Lineage: Eukaryota; Metazoa; Chordata; Mammalia; Rodentia; Muridae. Gene Ontology annotation, cellular component: plasma membrane. The transcript has 24 exons.